UGUAGGGGAGUUUUCUGCCAAAAAUUGAAACUGAUCUUUUACUGCUUUGAUUUGUAGAGAUCCUCACGGACCUCUCUCUCUCUCUCUUUCUUGUUUAUCUGUUUCAUCAAUAUAUCGCUGAUGAUGGGCUCUGCAAACGGGUUAAUGAGUGCACAAGGGAAGCAACCACUUCUUUCUUUUGGGGUUAUCUCCGAUGUCCAGUAUGCUGAUAUUCCUGAUGGCCGUUCAUUCCUUGGUGUUCCUCGGUAUUACCGACACAGCAUUUGUGUGUUGCAGAGGGCAGUCCAGAAAUGGAACAAUCACCAGAAGCUAAAAUUUGUGAUCCAGUUUGGGGACAUUGUCGACGGAUUUUGCCCCAAAGACCAAUCUCUAAUUGCUGUUAAGAAAGUUGCUAAUGAAUUUGAGAAGUUCAAUGGCCCUGUUUAUCACAUGAUUGGCAAUCACUGCCUCUACAAUCUUCCUCGUGACAAGUUACUUCCAUUAUUGAAAAUUCCAAGAAGUGAUGGCCGUGCCUAUUAUGAAUUUUCUCCAAUCCCUGAGUACAGAUUUGUUAUACUUGAUGGCUAUGAUAUCAGUGCCAUUGGUUGGCCUCAAGAUCAUCCAAACACUCUGCAGGCUUUGGAAUUCCUUAGGAUAAAGAACCCAAAUUCAGAUAAGAACAGUCCAGUGGGACUGGUGGGCCUUGAGAGAAGGUUUCUAAUGUUCAAUGGAGCAGUUGGGAAAGAACAAUUGGAAUGGUUGGAUGGUGUCCUCCAGGAUGCAACACAAUCAAAUCAGAAAGUGGUGGUCUGUUGUCAUCUCCCUUUAGAUCCCGGUUCGUCAUCCAAAGAAGCUCUUCUGUGGAAUUUUGAUGAAGUAAUGGAUGUGAUACACCGGUACAACUGUGUGAAGCUUUGCCUAUCUGGACACGAUCAUAAAGGUGGACACUCAGUCGACUUACAUGGGAUACACCAUCGAGUCCUUGAAGCCGCCCUAGAGUGCCCUCCAGGUACAGACGCAUUUGGAUAUGUAGAUGUUUUUAGUGAUAGGUUAUCUCUUUUUGGUAUGGACCGAAUGGAAAGCACUGAUAUGAUUUUUACUCCAAAGAAUAUCCGCCUGUAGCAUCCUCCACUCAUUCUUUUCUAAUAUGAUGUCGAAUGUACUUUACUGUAAUAGGACCAUAAUCAUUUAAAGGGAAGUUCACAAAGAUUGGAAUGACUCAGUAUUAAACUAGAUUUCCUUGCGAGUAGUUGAAAUUAACAGCAAACUUCUGAUGUCAUGUUCUUGUGGAAAAGAGGCAAGGAUGCUGUGCUAAAUAUUUACUAGCUGCAUACCUUCAAAAAGGUUAAGUACAACUUCUAUUGCACACGUGAGGAUUCAUUCUGCUGGAAUUAAUAUGAUUCUACAAUUUCUUUCUACUCUUAUGUGCUGUAUUUUUUUCUUGCCUCUAUUCUCAGGAGUCAGGACUUGUGAUAAAUUGCAAAUUAUGCAUACUAUAGCGAGGACCUAAAAUUUUGCUUUCCGGGGGGUUGGGCGGGGUUAGAUAAAUUCCUGCUCAUAGGUCAUGUAAAUUUAUUCACUUUGUUUGGUUCCUGCAAAUAGCUUUGGAAUUAAAAUUCUAUGUCUCAAUUCUACAA
Cornus florida is the source of this 1616-nucleotide messenger RNA. RefSeq names its product manganese-dependent ADP-ribose/CDP-alcohol diphosphatase. Gene Ontology annotation, molecular function: manganese ion binding; CDP-glycerol diphosphatase activity; 2',3'-cyclic-nucleotide 2'-phosphodiesterase activity. The coding region runs from base 121 to 1101 and encodes 326 amino acids. The transcript has 2 exons. The record is from RefSeq and is a predicted model, not a curated record. Lineage: Eukaryota; Viridiplantae; Streptophyta; Magnoliopsida; Cornales; Cornaceae.